Owenia fusiformis is the source of this 1726-nucleotide messenger RNA. The record is from the annotation of a GenBank genome assembly. Lineage: Eukaryota; Metazoa; Annelida; Polychaeta; Sabellida; Oweniidae.
UUUUAUAAUGUUGAGAUACGAUCCGAUAAGAUUGUGAUUGUGAAGGAAGCUUUUUACAUCCAUGAGGGGAUUCAGCCAACAUGAUGAAGCUCUUCUUCAGUCGAUUGAUUUUAAUCUUAAACGUGAUUAUUUUACAAUCUCCUUGGAACAGCCUGAUAGCCCAAGCCCAAGAUCUAGAAGACAUGUAUUACGAUUAUACGACGACAUUAGUACCUCCCACUACUACGGUAGAUUAUGAUUAUUAUGAUGAAGAUACAACAUUCGAAACAACGACAACAACUAAUUCAUAUACAGCAGCAGAUAUAACCACUCAAGAAUACGAUGAGAUGGAAGACGGGGAUACAAACAAAACAGAGAUACUAAUAUCUAUUGGGGAUAAUUUAUAUCCAUGUGGAGAGGAGCAGAAUGAUAUCAGGGUCGAAAAUGGCUUGGACAAAGCAUCGGAUCCAAUUCCAGUACCACGUGGCGGGAUAUUCUUUGCAAACCGCAAAUGUAGGAAUUUAUUUAUCAGCUCAAACGGGCUAAUAAGUUGCAAUCGACCGUACAUCUUCUGGUGGGCUAAUAAAUUUCCUUUGCGAGAACGCUAUGGUAGAGCAAUUGUAGCUUCGUUUUGGGGUGACCAUGAUACUCGUGGAAGCUCAGCGCCUUCUGGUGUUUAUUACCACACAUACGAUAUGGUAGAUGACGAAAAUACCAGCGGCCAAACAUUGUUAGAAAGAGUUAGUGCUGAUGUAUCACAAUUUACAAAUGGCGUGUUUGAAGCUACUUGGAUGAUCGUCGUGACAUGGAUACACGUAUACCCCUAUCCAUAUUGGUACUACGAUUCAAACUACAUAGACUACUAUUACAAUUACAAUGGAGGUUUCGGAAGCGGCAGCUCCCCCAAACAAACUAUUACACACCAGACUGUGUUGGUAACUUAUGGAAUGAAAACGUAUACCUUAUUUAACUACGGUGAUAUGAACUGGAAACCGUGGAAAAAUGCUAACAUGGGUUAUGAUGCUGGCGAUGGUGUUAAUUUCUUUAACCAUUAUCUCGCUCGACAAUCUGACAUCUUAAAUAUUGGUAGAUUGAAAGGAAAUACUGGUUUGAAUGGAAAAUGGAUAUUCCGUCUUGAUACGAACGGAGAUAACAAACCUAAUUUCGACCAAAAAUGUGUAGUCUGGGCUGCGAAGGACAAACGCACUUUUCCAUUGGACACGCCAGUUAAUGCAACAAAUUUAGAACCAUGUCCAUGUAGUUUUCGAGCCGCAGCAUGGGAUAGAAGAUUCCGAAUAGAUUGGUAUUUUGCAUGUGCCUACCAGAGGUUUGCUACUGUAGAUGGUUUUGGUCAGUUAUGCUGCUACAGUGAUGACUGGUGGGUUACCUGGUGGUCAUCUGGGGGACCUUUAUUGACUGAUAUCAACUCUGGGGCAGGCCAUUUUCUCCGCUACCACGAUAGAACAAGUGUACAGCAUGUAGAAGGUGAUGUCAUGGGGCGUUAUUAUUGCUGUGAAGCAUCUGACAAUUGUGAUAUAUUCAUGAGACGUCGGCCGGUUGAUACUUGUGAAGGAUACAUUCCUCCCCGUAGGACUUGGUUUUGGGGUGAUCCACACGUUCGCACUUUAGAUGGCAAACAAUACACAUUUAAUGGCUUGGGGGAAUACUGGCUUAUUAGAACAACAGAUUUUAAUCUACAUGGAAGAACGUCAGCUGCUUUAACUGCCAAUGGUACCGCUACCAGAGC